AUGAGCAGUGUCGAUAAGCUGUGGAGGAAAGUCCGGGCGAAUCUAGGCGAUUUCAACGCCUGGAUUAGCUUGCUUGAUGCUGUGGAAAAACAUGUAAGAUCUUGUUAUUGAAGCUUAAAAAUUUCCGAAAGACAGUUACCCUUUCUUUGUUUCGCAGCCAUGUUCUAGAACAGACGGCAUGGCGACAAAUGUAAACCUCGCUUUUAGUUUUAAAAUUUGCCUCAAACUAUAGUGUCUUUUUUGCAGAAUGACAUCGAAGCAUCAAGAAAAGCAUUUGACGCAUUUCUGGAUCAUUUCCCUUACUGUUACGGCUAUUGGAAGAAGUAUGCCGACCUGGAGCGGCACGCAGGCAACAAGGAACGAUGCCUGGAGGUAUGGUCGAUCCGCUCUCGUCAUUUCUAUGUUUAUGUUCCGACUCUGUUUCUUUAAGACGCAGAUUGUGUUAUUGGACUUACUGUAGGCCAGCAGUCGUGUCUAGUUUGUGCUGCUCCGAGAUUUUCGUCUAAGUUGCCGCGGUUCGCCUACCUUUUUCGGGUUCGAUAUUACUUGGUUGAGUUUUCGUGGGUUCUAUUCAGUUGGCUUAGGCGGCUUUUGCCACACUGUUUUCACUUAAAGCGGCAAUUUUCUGAUCUAAUGAACUCGACCUCAAUUUCGGGGAACUGGCUGUAGUCGAUUGUGUUAACGAAAACAAAACUGAUCUUGGAAAUCCAGUUCCCCAUGUCUGUUGACAGGUAACCAUUCUAUCCAAACCCAGAAAUGUAUGUUCUAAAGAAUGAAGUUUUAAGCGGUGUUUGCGCAAAAACGAUAUAGAGUAACCCGUUUAUACUCUUGGGUGCGACAGUGUCAUACUCUGGCUGGUUUUCUUCUCCUAUCGAGUUGUUUCCAUAAGAGUUAUGUAAGGCAGCGGCUAGUUCCUCCAGUAACAUCGCUGGUUCAAUCAGUUAGUCUUUCGUUCUAGCUUGAGUCUGAAUAAAUUUCUCGAAUCGCAUGAGUCCGAGUUUAAUUUUUGAGAUCGUGCCUCGCUUACGUCCGUGUACUGCAUAUGAAUCGGCGCAGUAGUAAACUUGUGGUCUGUGGUGAAUAACACUCGGACUAACGCCAAUUAAGUCACUCGCAUUUGCCGGAAGAUGGUAUACACGUAAUGAUAAGAAUGACUUUGAAUAACAUUUGAUUCACUUGCGUGUGUUUCAUUUUGAAUCCAAUUGCUUUCACAGAUAUACGCCAAAGGUGUGGAAGCCAUUCCUCUGAGCAUUGAUUUAUGGACUGCUUACCUGGAUGCAACUAUGGAGAUAGUCCAUGGCCAGGAAGACUACGAGCCACGUAUGCGGGAGUAAGUAAAUACCACGUUUCUUGAUUGUCGUUUCUUUAAAAUAAUCAGAUCUGACACGGACUAACGUCCAUUCCUUUUAAAACAAGUAGAGUGAGACCAUCGCCAUUGUUUCGUCGCUUUUGCCCUGAAAGCGGUUGUUGCCCCUAAGUCCUUGCAAAAAAUGUCCUGAAUGCUUUGAGAAAUAGAACAAAGAGGCGUAUCCAUGCUGCACUGAGGUGGUACAUCAACUUAUCCUGUUGAAGAGACUAUGUUUCUGAUUGGUAAGUGUGACCCUAACUUGGAUGGUAGAUAGCGUUGCCGUCCUAUCAACCCGAAUUUUGUGCGCAACCCAGGGAGCGAGCUUUCGACCGACGCACCGGAAAUAAGUUAGUUUCAGAGGCUACGUCUAUUUGCAUUAUGCGUCUUAAUCUGCGAGGAUACACGCCGUCUAAUAGGCGCUGCAAGUUUAGCGCAGUGUUGAAGGAUGUUAGUUCAAUUAUUUUGUGUCUUCGCACCGAAUAGUGCUCUAACACAAGUUCUCACAAGGACCAUAGCAUUAGUCGUUCGUGCUUCUUAUGUCACCAUAAAAAAUCGAGACAAUAUGCCUGAUGCAAGGUCGCCUGUGCUCUGUGCCUUCCGGUAAAAGCCUUAAUUAUUGGUAGAAAGGGUGUAGGAUAAGCAAUGUGACUGUGAACGACGCUGUGGUCAUUUUGUGAGCACCGACUUGCCGUCUGGAUGAACAGCCACCCCUGCGUAUUUUGCACGCCCGUUUUCUGGGAGUCCGCUCAAUUAAUCUGCAGCUUUUUCAACUACCGAGGGGACUAACCUCAGUCUGUCACCUGCAAACGCCUCGGAUUCAUUUUAGUAAGCCUUUGUUGCUUGUAUCUGUAUUAAUUGCACCCAAAUUCUUCUCCGGCCCAUCUGUCGAACGUCCUACUCGCAAAGUCACCAAUUAUGCUGGGGUAUCAUUCGAAAAUCAAAGUCUGGCGGCCAGGUUAGGUCGGCUGAUAAAACAUAGACAUGAAACCGUAUUGCCUGUAGGAACUGUUCUGUUUCAUGAAGGUUCACCUGCAACAGGACAGUCAACAGGUCACGCGAAGUCGUUCUAAUCUUUCCCUCGUGUGCUUUACUGUUCACCCACCUUGGUACUUGCGCUAGCGAAUCAACUUGAAGUUGUGCAUCCUCAAGCGUCAUCGUACUCCACCAUUUUCUCCGUUUUCUUUGCCUAGUCUUUAUGAACUAGCGUUGGAGAAGGCAGGUUUGGAGUUCCGUUCUGAUGCUCUUUGGGAACACUACAUCAGCUGGGAGAGCGGCCAUAAUCGCCUUCAGAGAGUCCUGGCUAUCUAUGAUCGCAUCCUCAAGACACCUACGCAGCUUUACUUCCAGAAUUGGGAUAGCUUCAAGAAGUUGAUCGAAGAGAACAAGCCCGAAGAUGUGCUCUCUAGUGCGGAAUUUGUUGGUCUGUUGGCCCGCGUGGCGCCUGUUGCAGCCACCGCCUUGCGCAUAUCAAUGAAAGCUGCCCAAGAGAACUGGGACAGUGACGGUGCUGAGCAUCCUACAACUGCACCCCCGAAAAAGUCUGCCAUUGAGGUAGAUCUAUUUACCUGCAUGACUAUCUGGACUUUAGGUAGUUUCAAUUGCCAUGCUUUGGUUGUUUGCACUAACAGAAGCCCUGGGUCAACUGAUAAUGCCGCAUCAACGUAUGAGACUGACGUAAUCUGUUUUUUCGAGCGUGCAGGGCCACGAAUCCCUCUAGCUCUGUCCCGCGAAAGCUUCCUUCUGCAGGCAGUUCAUGAAAAUUUCUAGACUCUUAACAUCUAUAUAAUAAGGCCCUGGAGCUGCCAGUCUGUGAAUGUUUCAUACAUAUAAUGAAGUAAUACAAGUGGCUAAAAGAGUAAUGAAAUUCCAAGUGAGUUGCCGAGAUGUGCGCGGUUGCAAUGUAUGUCUUAACGAAGUCAGGCUUGACGACCUCAGUCACCCCAACAUUCGAGGCGAUUAGUUUACAUCGAGCCAGAAAAUUGGCAGGCUUUACUGUCGUGCUGACCUACCUGGCGGACUGAUCGUGGGAGUGUCCGCUCCUCCACUUAGAAGGCCAGAUGAUUCACGAUUCAUAAAGCGGAGAUCUAAUUCCACUUCUAUCGGCUGACUAGAUUUAGCCUGUUUCUUCCAAUAGGACUGAGUGCCGCUAGCUUUGCCACAAUUAGCUCUAAGUACAGCUUGAGUAACUGUCAGUCUUUUUCCCGACCACCACCAGAUGAGCGACUUUUUACCCGCCAGUUCAACACAGAAUAAUUUGACCCUGCUUCUGGCCCAAGUGCCCCUACGGAGCUAUCCUCUAACGGUAUUAACUGAAGACAAAAUGCAGAUUUUGCCAUGUACCACCGGUCUUCUUUCGGGUGCUUGUGGACUUAAUAGCCGUAGGCAUUUUUCAUACCUCACACACUAAACUGCCGAUGAUUGUAUAGUAUCCAGUGAGACUGCAUUGCUUGUAGGACGCAAAAAGACGACUAAGUAUCCUUCCUCACUGCCACUGGGUCUUUGAUUGAAUAAAUUUGACCGAUCGCAAGGUGUGUAGUGGGACAGAACUUCGGCUGGGCGAUGGUCCGUUCUAGCGCCCUUAAGUCUGACCCUGCGUGGAGAAGGUUACCGCGAAUCCAAGUAACAAGUUUGGACCUGCCCUUUAACCCACAUUAUAUCUUGCCAAUUUUACGCAUUUAACGUUGCAGCCGUCUUCCAUACGCUAUAGCAGCAACCGGGCGAUCGCAUUUUCCUAGAAAGCGGCAUCUGGCUGUAACCCCGCACUAAGGGUUUUCCAUUAUAUCCAACUUUCGGUGUCAGAUUCAUUUUCAAUGUUAAAACUAAAAUAUCAUACUACCGCAAACUCCCAUCGCAAAUUAAUCCUCAUGGGCACCACUUGGACGGACUCAACAGUUUAGACCUUCAUUAGACUGUACAGUGCUUAUUAUGGCUAUAUAGAAGGCCAGGUUUGCCCGUCUAACCACGUGCACGCACGUGCGUGUAACUACCACUCAAAAAUGGGGCGAUCCUACAAGACAGAGUGGCAUAUGAGAGUAAAGUUUAUUUUCUGCAUCCACCUUUUUAUGGACUAACUAAUGCUGCUGAUGAUUAGAUUCGUAAAACGUUUCUAACUUUCAUAUAUCCUGUCGUUUCAAGCAAGUCACUGAGCCCGACAGGACCGCCGUUCGCCAAUUCAUUAUUGACUCUCGGGAGAAGGUCUACCAGGCGACGUAUCUGCAGAUCAUGAAACGGUGGUAUUUUGAAGAAAAGGUAUUUUCCUUUGUUUCUUCGAGUUGUACAGUAUUUUCGCCUGUAUGUUCGACUUCUUUCAAUUAAUCAGAUCAAGCUGAACCAAAACGCUUUAGCCCAGCUUUGUGGAGUAUAUGAAAAGCUAAGGCAUUGGAAUCAAUAAUCGAAAAUUAAAUUAUUAACCUACAGCAGAAUUACUGUUCUCGGUCUAUGUAAACUACUCGCUGCCCACAAAUCCUCUCUACCUGUCUCAAAGGCUGCGCCAAGGAGAGUACUUAGCGCACUGGAAUGGCGUCUAGAGUAAACGGAGCUCAAUUCUCGGUUGUACGUACGAUCUGUUUUUAUUCUGGCGUUUAGCCCUGAUUUGAUAGCUCGAACGUCGCAAAUGAUUGGCCGCUGUUUUUGACACCCAGUUUGGGUUUUCCGAAUUUUAACGUCGGACGCAUUCUACAGCGUGCGUUUUCAUCGCAAGCAGGUUUAAAUGGGACAGAGCUAAGGUCCGUCGUUUCGACGCGUCGAGCUUUUUUAUGACAACCUGUGGAAGAUAGAGGAUCAACGCCGUCAGAAAACGUCUUCUGCAAAAAUAAGUCAGACUACCGGCCCCACAGGCCUCACAGAAAUAGACUGCCAACGCAAAUUCUCAGGGUCGGCGAUCCAAUGCUGUUUGUCAUAAAACGUUUCCUGACUUUGGGAUAACUACAUCCCCAUAGUUUCCUCCAGUCGUUAGGAUUAUGUUGCUGGCCUGGAGCUCUGCUUCGACACAAGGGAUACAAGUUCGUGGCGGUAGGGUAAGAGGACGUUUUAAAAGGCCACUAUCGCGCCCGUAGCACAUUUUCUCUAACAGCCCCAGGAUGACAGAACUGUUUUGUCUAGACUAUUUGGUGAGUUUUACAUCAAAACCUGGGCACCAGGUCAUUCCCAGAGUAAAUUUAAGCAAACUCCGCGGUAUGAAAUCAAAAUAAAACUGAAACUGUUGAUUAUCAGCCUUUGUAUUAAAAGCAAUCGACCUCGCCUUUCCCGUCCACCUUCAUGAUUAAUAGAAUGCUUGGUGCUCCCCAGAUCUAGAUAUAUUUGACUGCUACAGUGUGGCGAGUUUACCAACGCUUAUUCUUGAAUCGAAACCCUCAAUUGUGGUACUCUUCUGCACUUAGUUGGCGAACGACUUCCCUCCUCGCAGCCAGUUUCUAUAAUUUGCUUUCCAAUGCUAUGAACUCUGAUGACACGUCGAUUACGGUAGGUAGGGAUCAAUGAUUGAAGCCGUAGGAUCCGCUAUUAGGCUCUUGUUUAGUUGUCGUGAUGACGAAUGCAUACAUUCUUCUCUAUUUCACUGACAUACAGAUACGCCGCCCAUACUUUCACGUUAAACCGCUGGAGGAGAUGCAAAUAAAUAAUUGGGCCGAGUACCUCAGUUUUGAGGAGAACGAGGCCUCGACAGUGAUCUCGGAUUUUAAGGCGGCAAAUCCAGACGCAGAUCCUCUGUUGGACGAGGAUGUUCGGCUCGCACGAAAACGUGUUCGUAUACUCUACGAACGCUGUCUAGUAGCGUGCGCACUCUACGAGAAUUUCUGGAUACGUUACGCGAAAUACCUCGAGGUAAGCCUUCCUACUUUCCGCAUCUUGCUCGUUAAUGAAUACAUAAGCCCCCCUCCCCUGAAAGCGCACUCAUAUUCGGAAGGUUUGACCAUGGACUGUAGGUGUUUUGCAUUUUUGCGCAAAUAUAGCUCGAUUUCCUAUCUGAAGACCGUCUUCCAUUCGCAUAUCCAAAACGCCCUUUGGAUUGAUUUUCCUGACACGGUAACAUACACUGUCUAACUUUUGGAUAGGAAAGGUAAUUUACCACCUGUUCCACUUUUGCGCCAAUUUAGCCAGUAAAACCCAACUAGUGAACAUCUGCCCUUCUGGGAUUACCUUUCUCAGUCAUGCGUUGUUUAUAAAGAGCGGAACUGCCGUAGACCACCUGACCAGUCAACUGAAAUGUACGUACUCUUCAAGAUGUCUGCACGAAGAGUUGUCGGCAGUGGCGUUCGGUUGCAGUCCAAGGUCUUCGGCAUCACGCAUUAUUGGUAGUCCUAACUUGUUCUAUCCUCGUUCGCCCACGUCCUGUCCUCUCACACUCGUAUUAGGCUGUCAGUGGAAAAAAACUUCAGGUCAGUCAGAUUAGCAACUAGACAGUGACGUGGGUUCAGAUAUUCAGGCGUUCAAGUUUACCUGUGGUUGCCAACCACAGGGACAAAUUGGGUGUCUAAGAUUCAGUCCGCCCUAUCCUGAAGACAUUAGCGCACACGUUUGAUUCCAUAUAUUUUGAAUCCACUGUUGCCUUGCAGUUCACCGAAAUGGAUAUUCCGGCAGCACGGGAAGUCUGGCGUCGCGCCUGUACAGUGCAUCUGCGACGAAAGCCCACAAUUCACUGGUACUGGGCCAUGUUUGAGGACCGUUACCCGGCCAAUUUGGAUAGCGUCGAGAGUGUGGGCAAAGAGUCGGCCGUUACGCCCGCUAAAACAAGUCUUGAGAUCCUCACUGAGUUAGAGGCCCGUCUGCCCGACAGCGCUCUCGCCUGUGCACGCCGCGUGGAUGCCAUGCGCAGGGCCAAAAAACCAGUGAGUAGUCAAUCUCAUCAUGUUUUUGCUAUGCCUUAUCCCGCCCCCUCUAACACCGGACCCUUUGUACUGUUCAGCUGUUGGACAUCAUCGUCUGUAUUCGUUCUGGCAUCAAUCGACUACGUUUGCGCGCUUCAGAACAGGCAAACGUGGCACACAAUGCCUCUGGACCGACUGCUUCCAUGACUGCAGCACUCGCCCUUGCAGCCAGCGCGCAAGCACGUGCAGGCGCCAGCUACCUGGCCGGAAAGCUUUCCCGCCUGUUGCAUCGCAACGUCAACAAUCUGGUACCACCUCAGGGCAUCCACACCUGGCAACUCCUCCUCUCUUCUGCCUACAAGGUGGAACCGGAGCCUGAGAAUCAGGAUGAAGAGGAGGGCGAGACGGAGGUGAAACCCUCCGAACCUAUCAAAGAGGAGGAUGGCCCUCGUUCUCCCUGCGUCAAAAGUGAUACCGGACACGAGGAUGGCCGUAACAAGGAGCCCUCAGGCAGUGCAGAAGAUGCAGGUGAGGAGGACACCGAAAUUGUAGAAAUGGAAGGUGUCGCAGAAAAACCGGAAGCGGAGGAAGAACUCCCGGUUACACCGGAAACCAUAUCUCGGGUAAAAGGAGGCGAAUCAAAGGCCGCCGAAGACGACGUUGAAAUGGAGACUGCUGACUCGCCGCCCGUCGUCCUUGUACGUACCAAGUCGACCAGUCAGCAGGGCGGGGAGGAAGCGGAGAAAAUGGACGAGUCCAAGGAAGACUCUACUGCAGCCGUCACGGAGGAGAAGGCAGCGGAGGGUCCGGCGGCAAAGAAGAGGAAACGGCGUAGCCGGUGGGGAAGUGAGUCCGAUCUACUGGCUGCCAAGGCCGAGGAAGAGAAGCGGUUGGCCCAGGCUGAUGCCGACGCCAAGGAGUAUGCCCUUGAACGUGAGCGUAUUAUUUGCGUUCAGCCACCGUCACCUGACAGUCUGACAGAGGAGGAUAAGCAGCUAAUGACCGCAGAGGAGGCUGCCAUUGCUAUACUCAAGGAAGCCAUCGAGUACGAUCCGGUGAGUGUUUACCGCCUUGAGUUAUUUAGUGACGUGUAGUGCAUUUUACACCGAAACGCACAGAAUCGACUUUGCUGUCUUGGCCAUACGCCCUGCCGCAAAAGAAUUUCCGGAGGCCUUUUUUUUCGAAGAAUCAGAAACGUGGUCGCCACCAGCAUAUAACGUAUCUGACCGCCCGACCGCUUCGAGUCGACUAGUCCUUUUUAUCACCCUAGUGCCUUUUCUGCAAAUUACGUGCUACACACCAGCCAAGCAGUAGCCGGUUGUGUCAUAUUACUGUUAGAGGAGCCUCUACUUCCAUGUUGAACCUCGGAAGUGGUUGUGCAAUAGUGGGGCGGAUCGUAAGACCGCAGCGUAGUGUUAUCGUCCAUGUCUUUGCAAACAAUGAGGCAAUCGGUACUGGAGCUGUAUUGUUUGCGGCCGUAUCUGACCCAGCUGUGCUAUACUUUUUCCUCGUUUCUUCGCACACUGUCAAGAGUCAACUUAUGAUCUUAGCUGAGAAGCCCCCUACAACGGGCCGCUCGGGGGUUGUGCUGGAUCAAGACAGGGACCAGAUCAGGGUCCGGCACGCGAUGCUUGACUGCGCACAAAUAACAAGUGUCACACAGGGUCGUGGUGGCAUGCCUAGGCGCAGGCUCACACGGCGCCGGUAACCCGCAUCCGACCCCGCCUCGGUUUUCUGGACUCUGUCUUGAUACUGGACCCAGGAGGGUGAGCGAAGAGGAUGCGUUACGUGCAGCGCCAGUCACUGUCCCUCCUCCUACCCCGCUGUUGGACACACAGUAGACAGCCUCGGUAACGAUGGUCGAACUGUCACUAAGAACAUUUUUUUCAACUCCUUCCUUCAGCGCAACGAACGCCUCUAUGCCCAGCUGUUGGAUAUUGCUUACCAGCGCCGACCGGUCGACCUUGAGGGUUUCCUUCAAUUCGCAGACUUUGCUAUUGUCGACUCACUUUUACCUGCCACCGUCAAGUUGGCUUUCAGCCAACGGAAGUUGCAGUUCCUCGAAGAGUUCGGCGAUGAUAUUAGACAGUGAGUGCCCUUUUUGUCGACUUUGUUUUGCGUCCGUCAGUGCACUUUUUUCCUCUAUUGUAAUCAUGCCAGUAGUUCCGCAGUUCCAUCUGAAUUCAAGCUGCUUUUCGGAAGAAGUCCUUGUUCCAGGUGUAGGUUUAGACGGCUAAGUGGGACUCGUGUGGGGGUUUUGGUAAUCCUAUUGAAAAGAGAGGCCUCUGUGUUCGUUGAAGGCGCCUGUUCUCCCUUGACCUGUACAAAUGGACGAUGGGAACACCUUGGGGGGUUUGUGCUCGUCUCCACAUCUCCCGAAGCUGUGAGGUGAGUUUGAGGACCGCCGUGUUUGUAGAUUUCGACCGCGAUUGAGUCGGUGCCCGAGGGCUUUCUGUUGGACAUCUAUUGUGCUGCUUUGGGGGUUUCUUGUGAAGGCGGACAACUGAGAUCACUAUUGGUACCCAUCUGAAGGAUUCUGUUAAAGACGGUUGAUUGAGGCCGCCGCUAAAGCGCUUGUCCAAACGCCUCAAGAUCUGUUAUUCAUCAGUUAUCGUUGUUUGGUUUGAGGUGAGUAGCAGUGCAGUUCCAGUGAGCUGGUUGCUGUAGACCGAUCUGACCGAUCGCUGUCAGCGUGUCUUUGGAUUUUUCCGACCAAGCAUUUUGCACUACUCUCAGCCUUGGCCGCAUUAGACUUCGACAUCAGACUUUAUUGUCGCCGACCCCGUUAUUGUCAUAGAUGGUGUACAACUUUUCUUGAUCAGUAGAAUCCAGAUCUCUGUCUUUGUCGCCGAACGAGUUUCUUUGCUGUCGGCGUCCUGAAUUAGCCUGUACCGUUUACGGAAUCUAUCGCUCUAUAGACUUUUGUAAAGGCGGCAGAGGAGGAGAACGCGAGCGGUAGGUAGGGGGCUCAAAGUCCGGAUUAACACCAUCUGGCGCGUGGCCGUUGAGCAGGGUACGACAUUGUGGAUCCGCAGAUGCAAGCGGGGCGCCAGCUAAAGGCCGAGUGGAGCGACUUGUCACUCCUACACUAUCUGCCCCUUAGCUAAGAGCCCUGUUCACGUAGAUCACAAAGUAUCUACAUGCAUUUUGGGAGGGGACUAAACCGACCGUUUUAACUGUCGAUGUUGAUCCAUCUUCAUUGAUAUCUACUGUUAAUUAAAAUUAAGCGCCAACGCAACCUGUUGAAGGUGGUCCAAACAAUGACUUCCUCUCCAGCUGCCGGAUGUUGACCAACUCAUGCACUGCCUAAACAUCUUUUCAGCUACGACACCUGUGCGUAAACAAUGAAACUACUUUGUUACUUCCGUUAACAUCUUCCCUAUGCUUACUUCCUGCCCCAAUCCUUCGUCAACAUACCUUCCCCCCAUACCCUUCCGGAUUGUCCAGGAAAAACGCCUGCCGUCCUUACACGGCCACCAAUAGUAUUCCAGCUGACGACCUCUAACCACCGUCCUCUGUUUUUAAAGACUUUCCAUUGCCUACGAUGAGUAUGCUUCUCUGGCUCAACUGGUCUGCCGCUGCACCAGUAACCGCCAGACGGGAGUAGAUGCCACCCGCGCCUACAGCACCCCCGAUCUGCUCAAUGUUGUGCUGCCAGCCCCACUGAGACCCUCAGCCAAGCACAAUCCUGCCACCAAUGGUCCCGUGCGCAAGAUGCCGCAUCUCACUACCGAUAUCUCUGUCCUCGAGGACGCGGCCUCUGUCGGUACACCGAUCGCUCCACCGGAGACUGCGGCCAGUUUCUUCACCGCGGGUGCCUAUGAGCCGUUGGCUGGGGCCCAGGGUGUCGCUGCGGGUCUGCCUCCACCUGCUCCCACGAUGGUGCCAGUUGCCCCUCCAAUGGGUCUGCAUGGACUAGGAACCAAUGGGGUUGUGGCUGCAACGGUGUGUCUCCGUUUAUUUUUUUCAAUUGACUUAUCAGUACAACAGCAGUCUGACAGUAUUAUUGCAAAUAAUUUGCAAUAUUGUGUGUAUGUCGAGCGUCCUGCGCCCACACGUGACUAGAUUUCGUAUCUGGCUUGAUGGGUCUCUAGUAUUUGACUAGAUGCGCUAUUGCUGAUGCUUACUUUGCCAUUAACAACGACCUCGUAGUAUUGCACACCACCAACAUAAAGUAUCUCUGCGUUGGUAGUUUCCGACAAGUAAUUCCUUUGCGAGAGAUUGUAGAGCGCAUUAUGUGGACAGUAAACACGGCUGCGUCGUAUCUUGUGCGAGCUGGGAUUUAUGAACGUAGUGUGAUUGUAGUCCCAACUGUGGAGACCUUUGUGGGCUCACAGACAUCAGUCCAAACGUAAUUACUUAUAUACAGACCCAUUUCCUGCUUCUGUCGCCGUGAAACGUCACCCGAGGCGCAAAAGUGCUUUACUAAGUUUGGCUGCUGUUAUCGUUGGACCCUCAUCGAACUUCGGAAGUCCACCCAGAGCGCGCGACCAUAACCCUGCGGUCGGCCGAAAGGCCGGUUACGUUUUGACUAGGGCUAUGGGCUGCGUAUAGCGGCCUGUUUGAGGUGCAGAUUCAUUUGGCCCCUUGAUUCUAAGGUGCAUUGUUUAUUUAGCCGUCCGGUACCAGCCUUAUGCCCCCGGCAGUUAACGUCUUAUUUGGUUGCGGUUAACACUCCAUCUCGUGAUACCGCCAUGGCCUAUGAUUUUCAUAGGAGUCAUUAUGCCAGACUGGUGUCCAGCCACAACAUUGUGUGGUCUACGUCCGCUUAUUCGUCGGACGGAACAUCCAGCUCAUUUAGCACCCAACCUUCCUGGAAUACCAGACUACGGUCUGACCGGAGGGGGGGGGGGGUGAGGAACCGACGAAAACAUAAUUAUUGUUCUACACCGAUAUAUGACGGGAACAUUGGUAUUGGACCAAGCCGUUGAACCCGGAUGCAUCUAAUCCCCGCGCAAUGCUCCCAAGCCUCGUUCUGUGCUGGAAGGCUGGCGACAAGGUAAUAAGCAGUGCCCAGUAAGGCACCGCGUUAAAAAUGGCAACUGCAUUUGCUCGAAGCAGGUGUACCCACAAAUUUUCGCCCUACAAAAAACUAAACUACCAACGUUCUUGUGCCUGUGCCCUUCCAUCUUACCGAAAUGGAAUUUUUAGUACCUAAACAUCUUAGCUUCAACACUUCCAUGUCUCGUGUUUUAUUCGAAUACCUCAAGCGGUGGACCUUAUGUCGGUAUAGUUCUCCUAUUCUUCUGUAAUGUCCACCGACUUGUUAAUUCGCUAAAGACAGCGUCCGAUAUCUCACGACUUUCUUAAGUCAUACGGAAGCGCCAAUUCACUCACAUUACGUUUCGCGUAGAUGUGUGCUUUGAGGGCGAUCCGCACCUGAUCGCUUCCGAUCAGUUGACGUGACAUGUAUUCCUUCCUGUUCAGGGCGAUGCUUCCGCUGUUGCGACGACUGACCUCUGGUUAUCAACAGCGGCCGCAGCUGGCCACCCUGGCGGCUAUUACUACGCCCCCGUGGUUUCGACAGAGGCCGCCGUUGCUGGGACGCCCGCUGCUGCGGCAACUGCAGCGGUGCCUAUAGCAGCCGUAUCCACCGUGGGGCUGGACUUCAAUCUUCCUGCGCCGCCCCCGGCGCCCCCACUAAAUUUGAAUUGUGUUCCUGCUACAACUGUUGCCGGAAAAUAA
Messenger RNA from Spirometra erinaceieuropaei, 12837 nucleotides. The record is from the annotation of a GenBank genome assembly. NCBI's taxonomy places the organism in Eukaryota, Metazoa, Platyhelminthes, Cestoda, Diphyllobothriidea, Diphyllobothriidae.